GUGGGGAUCUCGGACCGGCCAGAACAGCGAAAGGCCGUUUGCAGUUAUUGCGGGCUCAGCCGCAGCUGGAUGCCGCUCAGGUACCGUUAUCCGCUCGUUGCACCGUUGACAAAGAUGAUAUCAGCUGAGUAGAAUAGAGGCUGCGAUGGAGUAAGCACCAAGCAGGUUCGUGGAUUCUGGAGCACAUGAACAUAUAAUAGAGUCAAAGUUCCUUACUCUGAAGCUUCCACUUGCAAUAAUCACUACAGCAGUGCAUCGUCAAGCGGAUAUGACAAGGCCUGCCCAACUCGCACUGGUGCUGGCCCUCAUUGGCCGAGUAGCGGCCUCGUGCCCCGGCUGGUCCGACAACUGCUCCGCAAACCCAAGCCCGCAGCGUCGCUCCAACGAUUUCAACUUCCACACCGAAACAUGCAACCUCAAGUGGAAAUACGACUGCACCGCCCGCAGCCGAGGCGGCGAGCUGCAGCAGAAACCGCCGGCUUUCUCGUUGUGCAAUGCGUGGGGCGAGCCGGCCGGGCUGCUGCCCGUUGACGCCUACACACUGGCGAUGCAGAAAAACGACUUUGCCCCGGACUCGGCCCAGAUGACGCUGCACGGCCUGUGGCCUGGAUCGGAGAACGGCAGCGGGGCGAAGAACCAGCCAUACGGCUGCCAGAAUGGCGAGGAAUUUGACGAGGCGAUCCUCGAUACAUUUGAUGGCCUGCUGAGCUACUUUUGGCCGACAGACCCACAGUACAACAACACAGUGCAAUGUUUCAUUCUGUCUGAGUGGAUGAAGCAUGGCACCUGUGCGGUGAUCCCUGGUCAAGAUGGUGCAGCGUUCCGGCUGCCGCAGGAGGCCUACUUCCGCACGGCGUUUGUCAUGGCCAAUGAGUUCAACGCAAACCAGGUGCUGCGCAGGCAGCUGCAGAAUCUGCAGCCUCUCAUUAGCACCCGCUGCGUGCAAUGCGCGUAUCUGGCAACUGUUAGCUGGACCGAGACCAGCGUGGCGAGCGUGCCGCGCAUGUCAGGCGAUUGCGUUGACCAGUGCUUUGCGUGCGGUAACCACUGGGACACGUGUGUGCCCGCGCAACUGGUCAGUACUGUGCCGCUGGACGCCGGUAACGCGCCGCUCGUGGAGAACAGUGGGAGUAGCAGUGACGUCAAUCUGCUGGAUUUUACUAUGCCGGCCUUCAUGAACAGCAGCAACACGUCCCCCUGGGAGGGUACGUGGCGCUCGUUUGGCGCCGAGCAGGAUGGGUCGGGCAAGUUCGAGUUCAUGCAGAACUUCACCGACAACGUGCAGACUGUGACCACCGACAGCCCGUAUCCCCAGACAUGCGCCUACGAACAGACCGGCCUUGGCCAGCUGACACUGCGGUGCGGCGGCGACAAGCCGCACGUGGAGGACUGCCUGGUGCAGCGUCUGCCGGAUGUCGGCGGGCUCGAGGCAGGCUUCCUGGCGUGCAAUCACAGCGGGCAGCCCGCGCCGGCGAGCUUCUACGCCGCCAUGGACACGCCCGGAUGCGGUAACUUUCUCAUGUUCCGCGGCAAGGCUGCGGCAGCGGGCCGUGCCGUGUCUCCGGAUGUGGCCCCCGGCAAUGCGUCGGCGCCUGAGAGCAUGGCGCUGCUGGGUUCGUGGCGCUCUCUGCAGGUAUCCAGCGGCCACCAAGAGGGUCUCGCGCAGUGGAACUUCACUGCCGAUGGCCAGGCGGCGCUGCAGUGGCCAAACUACCCCGACCGCGGCGUGCAGCGCUACGCUGUGUCGCACAAGGACGGCGAUGCCAGCGUGGUGCUCCUGGCUGGCACCAACGGCACCGUCGCCACCUGUCGCUUCGAAUUCCAGUACCAGCCCGUGUACUCGUAUGCUGUGCUUGACUGCGAGGCGUCGAGCCCUAACAACACGCUGCACAGCACGCAAUGGGCCAUGGGCCGGUGCAACCCGUGUAGCGCCCACUGCCGUUACUCAUGCGACGCCGACAACGACUUCUGCGGCGCCGGCACGUGUGACCCGGCCGAUGAAGCGCAGACACCACCGCCUCGCUAUACGAACGCGACAUUCGAAGACAGCCAGCCCUGGUGCUCGCCCCAGGACGCCAGCUGCUGGCCCACCACCGAGGCCAUCCGUCAGCUGGAGGAGGCGCUGGACCCAACGGUGCCCCGGCUCGGCGUGCAGUGGAGCAGCUACCCGCAGCCGCAGCCCGCGCCGGUACCAGUGGGCGCCAUCAACAAUCAGUCCUUCUACGGCCUAGGCAGCAGCCCCAACGGCCUCGCAGCGCUCUACUACUACGAAGAUGUGCGUGAGAUGCAGCGCCCGUGCUUCCCCCAGGCCGGUGGUCCAGCCGUGUGGAACACAGUAUCGGACAUGUGCAAGGCGGCGCUGCACCAGAACGAGUACCGCGAUUGGAACCCCUUCAUUGUUGUGUUCCCUCUCAAUGAGCGCCAUGUCGCCGCCGCCCUCAGCUUUGCCGCAAACCACCGCCUGUGCAUCGCCACAGCCGGCACCGGCCACGAGUACCUCAGUCGCAACUCGUGCCCGACGGGCGGCAUCCUGAUCCGGACCAUCCUGCUCAAGGACAAGACUUUUACGCCCACGUGGGACGAGGACCCGGCUCUGGCGCCCGCUGGCGCCUUCCGCUUCGGCGCCGGCGCCAUCUUUGCCGAGAUGCACGCCUUCUCGGCGGAGCACGCCCGCGUGAUUUCCUCAGGCUGGUGCUCCACCGUUGGCAUGGCGGGCUUCCAUCUCGGCGGCGGUCACGGGCCCUUCGCACCGUCCAUGGGCCUUGGCGUCGACAACCUGCUGGAGCUGGAAGUGCUGCAGGUCGGCCGCGACGCCUACGGCCAGCCCGUUGUCCACAAAAAGGUUGCCAGUCGCCGCCAGGACCCGCAGCUCUUCUGGGCCAUACGCGGCGGCGGCGGCAGUGUCUGGGGCGUGGUCCUCUCCAUGACGAUCCGCGCCCACACUGUGCCUGACGGCGGCCUUAGCCGCGUCGCUAUGGUGCAGAACGGCACUUUCUGCCCGGACUCGCAGAAGUUUGGCUACGAGUGGCUGCGCGGCAUGUGGACUCGCUUCAGCGCGUGGCAGCUGAAGCUCAACCAAAAAGUCAGCACACAGCCCGGCUUCUUCAUCAACACCACCCUGUACAAGCCGGGUGAUCUCUGCAGUGUCACGUGGCAGUUCAGCUUUGAGUACUUUUAUGCUGGUGCGCAGACAGAGCAAGAGUAUGUUUUGGUCCGCGACGGCCUCAAGGACGUGCUGCAAACCGAGAGCGUGCAGGAGACCAACUUCAAGUCGGCCUAUGAGUACCUCCUCUCCAUGCCGCCCGACAAGUUUGGCCUCGCCGCUGCGAACCCGCUGCCAGAGCCGCACCCUCCGUCGGACGCAGCCACGGGCUCUCAGAACUCGGUCUUCGUCUCGCGCCAGGCCAUGCAAACACAGUUCGCCUCGACCAUGAUGAACGUUCUGGAUAUAUGCGUCGCCUCGCUGAAGAACCCCGACCCGACGUCGCCAGAUUCCACGGGCCGCCGCUGCGGAUUCCACUACCUCUACACGUCGCUGACGGGUAAUCUGGGCAGCCCGCAGCCCGGUGACACGGCCAUUUCGCCGGGCUUCCGCUCGGCUCUCAUGCUGUGGAAUGCGCGUACCCUGACAACGCAGCAGGCCAACGACACGCUGUAUCGGCUAGGGCCGAACAGCUAUUUCUCGGAGAGCUCGUAUGUGAUGCACAACUGGACGGCGAGGUACUGGGACCAGAAGUCGUACGAGCAGUUGCUUGCUGUGAAGAAGGCGCAUGACCCGGGCAAUCAUUUCUGGUGCCACCACUGUGUCGGUGAUAAUCCGGAUGAUGCGUAUGGGAUGCCAAUGCGUGCUGCGGUAGGCAACGCUUCGGAUAGCAGGUUGCAGUAGUAGUUGUGUUGGCUACGUUUGAUGUUCUGACGUGCGAAUACGUGGGACCACGCUGGGCUGCGUACAAUCCGUAGCGCAGCGUGCGGCCCAGAUGAGGUCGCAGCGACACUUGUGAGUAUCGCAGAGUACCGGGCCGUCGCGAAGAUGUCAGGAGAGACCAGCUUCCAGCAAUUAGAGCAUAUGACGUACGCAGAGCGCUUGCUUCCUAUGCUGUUAGCCGAAGACGAAGUUGGCCAACCUGGAGAUAGCUGACGAGACCUUACACAAUUACCUAAGUUUUUGAGAUCCUCGGUAUGGAGACGGUCUAACUGGAGAGCA
Messenger RNA from Boeremia exigua, 4204 nucleotides. RefSeq lists its product as uncharacterized. Bases 269 to 3886 code for a protein of 1205 amino acids. Gene Ontology annotation, molecular function: oxidoreductase activity; FAD binding; ribonuclease T2 activity. The transcript has a single exon. NCBI's taxonomy places the organism in Eukaryota, Fungi, Ascomycota, Dothideomycetes, Pleosporales, Didymellaceae. The record is from RefSeq and is a predicted model, not a curated record.